Momordica charantia (bitter melon) is the source of this 1442-nucleotide messenger RNA. RefSeq names its product carboxyl terminus of HSC70-interacting protein (gene CHIP). The record is from RefSeq and is a predicted model, not a curated record. Gene Ontology annotation, molecular function: protein-folding chaperone binding; ubiquitin protein ligase activity. Gene Ontology annotation, biological process: cellular response to misfolded protein; proteasome-mediated ubiquitin-dependent protein catabolic process; positive regulation of proteolysis. Gene Ontology annotation, cellular component: cytoplasm. NCBI's taxonomy places the organism in Eukaryota, Viridiplantae, Streptophyta, Magnoliopsida, Cucurbitales, Cucurbitaceae.
ACAUCUUUUGCCUGAAAUCGUCCCUCUUCUCUUCUCUCUGAAGCAAAAGAGAUGGCUCUCUCCUUUGGCUUCUAUUUUCUUCCGUUUUCCAUAAUCUGAACUUCCUCCAUCAUCUCCCUCAUUCGCCCAAUCAAUCUUCAUCAAAUCCCACUUGUGCAAGAAUCUCUCUUUUCUUUUCUGUUGCCUGACCCGUACAAAACCCACAAAGCUUUCAUACAGAAUCGCCGUAGAUUGUGAUGGGGCCGGGCGUGGCCUUGUCUGGCGCGGCAAAACAGGCCGAGCUUCUCAGAAAGGACGGCAACCACUACUUCCAGAAAGGUCGACUCGGAGCCGCCAUCGAAGCCUAUACCGAGGCAAUUACGCUUUGCCCCAAUGUUCCUGUGUAUUUGACGAACCGUGCUUUGUGUCAUCGCAAGCGGAAUGAUUGGAAGAAGGUGGAGGAGGAUUGCCGGAGAGCUAUUCAGCUUGAUACCAAUUCUGUCAAGGCACAUUAUAUGUUAGGACUAUCAUUAAUACAAAAUGAAGAAUAUCCAGCAGGAAUCAAGCAUUUGGAGAAGGCUUUGGAUCUUGGUAGGGGGGCAAACCCGAAGAGUUAUAUAGUAGAAGAGAUAUGGCAGGAGCUUGCAAAAGCAAAAUACAGGGAGUGGGAACAAGCUUUCACCAAACGUUCAUGGGAAUUGCAAACCUUGAAAGAAGCUUGUGAGGUAGCCCUUGAACAAAAGUAUUUUCUUGACCAUUCUGAACUAGAAGGGUUCAUAGACGAAGCCGAUAUUGCUCAUCGGAAACAGUUAAAGGCUGUAAGAAGUGUGUUCGAGAAAGUUGCAGAUGCGGAUGCGCCAUCUGAGGUGCCUGAUUAUCUUUGUUGUAAAAUCACGCUUGAUAUUCUUCGCGAUCCUGUUAUUACACCUAGCGGGGUUACAUAUGAGAGAGCGGUGAUUCUUGACCAUUUCCGGAAGGUGGGUAAUUUCGAUCCCAUCACGCGUGAGCUACUCAGCGAGUCACAGCUAGUACCAAACUUAGCCAUAAAGGAAGCAGUACAAGCAUUUCUAGAUAAACAUGGAUGGGCUUAUAAUACAGAUUGAGGAAAGUUAUCUUUAUUUUAUGGGGAACUCGAUCAAGUUGAUGGUUAUGCCUGUCAUUAGCUAAUGGAAAACUUACCUCGUGCCUGUGUCGUUAAUCCUCUGAUCAUCUCCUCGAUUUCUUCUGUAUUCAUUGUCAAUUCUGCUUUGUUGUAUCAUCUCAUGCUUUCCAUGACAUUCUGAGGGUGUACCGUCAAUUAAGUGUAUGAGGUCCUGUCUUUUGAUUUGCUCUUGUGCAGAUUGUUGUUAUGAUCUGGUAAUUUUCUUGUACAGUUCCUACUUAAAACCUUGAAUAUGGCUUAGUUGUUAGAAGGCUCUGUCCAGAUGAUUUCAAUGGAAAGUCUCAACUUACAUUACAGGACA